This is a messenger RNA of Tupaia belangeri chinensis (Chinese tree shrew), 3185 nucleotides long. RefSeq names its product dimethylaniline monooxygenase [N-oxide-forming] 3. Gene Ontology annotation, molecular function: N,N-dimethylaniline monooxygenase activity; NADP binding; flavin adenine dinucleotide binding. Lineage: Eukaryota; Metazoa; Chordata; Mammalia; Scandentia; Tupaiidae. The record is from RefSeq and is a predicted model, not a curated record. Bases 308 to 1945 code for a protein of 545 amino acids. The transcript has 9 exons.
GCAAAGUCACCUGGGAGAAGCAGCGGGCCUCGCUGGCCGAGCCUCCCGGGGGACGUCCAUCCUAACUAAGGGAAAGCAGGACCCAGUGGCCACAGAGACUGGCGGGGCCCCACCCCUCACAGGCACUGGCCCAUGCUCCCUCUUGGAGGCCCAGGAAACACCUCUGUCCGUGAGGCAACUCCUCCCACCCCCAGUUACCCCCCACAGUGUGGGUGCAAGAGAGCAUUUUCUCUUUCAAGCUUCCCAGGAGACUUGGACAGAACUUAGACGUACUUACAGAAGAAAGGACGACAAAGAAAAGGGAACCAUGGGCAAGAGAGUGGCCGUCAUCGGAGCUGGCGUCAGCGGCCUGGCCGCCAUCAGGAGCUGCCUGGAGGAGGGGCUGGAGCCCACCUGCUUUGAGAGGAGCGAUGACAUCGGGGGCCUGUGGAAGUUCUCGGGCCGAGCAGAGGAGGGCAGGGCCAGCAUUUACCAGUCGGUCUUCACCAACUCCUCCAAGGAGAUGAUGUGCUUCCCAGACUUCCCUUACCCCGACGACUACCCCAACUUCAUGCACCACAGCAAGCUCCAGGAGUACAUCAUCGCGUUCGCCAAAGAAAAGGGUCUCCUAAAGUACAUACGAUUCGAGACAUUUGUGUCUUCUGUAAGCAAACGCCCUGAUUUCUCAGUCACUGGCCAAUGGGACGUUACCACAGAAAAGGAUGGUAAGAAGGAAUCGGCCAUCUUUGAUGCUGUCAUGAUCUGUUCUGGGCAUCAUGUCUACCCCAACCUCCCCAAAGAGUCCUUUCCAGGACUAAAACAAUUUAAAGGCAAAAUCUUCCACAGCAGGGACUACAAGGACCCAGGAACAUUCAAGGGAAAGCGAGUCCUGGUGAUUGGCCUGGGGAACUCCGGCUGCGAUAUUGCCACGGAACUCAGCCGCACAGCUGAGCAGGUCAUCAUCAGCUCCAGAAGUGGCUCCUGGGUGAUGAGCCGCGUCUGGGACGACGGUUACCCCUGGGACAUGCUGUUUAUCACUCGGUUUGAAACCAUGCUCAAGAACAGCUUACCGACAGCCAUCUCUGACUGGUGGUACGUGAAGCAGAUGAAUGCAAGAUUCAAGCAUGAGAACUACAGCUUGAUGCCUUUAAAUGGAACCCUUAGGAAAGAGCCCGUGUUCAACGACGAGCUCCCGGCUCGCAUUCUGUGUGGCACCGUGUCCAUCAAGCCUAACGUGAAGGAGUUCACAGAGACUGCGGCCACUUUUGAGGAUGGGACCGUGUUCAAGGACAUCGACUGUGUCAUCUUUGCCACCGGCUAUAGCUAUGCCUACCCCUUCCUCGAUGACUCCAUCAUCAAAAGCAGAAACAAUGAGGUCACCUUGUUUAAAGGCAUCUUCCCCCCACUGAUGGAGAAGCCCACCCUGGCAGUGAUUGGCCUUGUCCAGUCCCUCGGGGCCGCCAUUCCCACAACUGACCUGCAAGCCCGCUGGGCAGCACGAAUAAUAAAGGGAACUUGUACUUUGCCAUCUGUAAAAGACAUGAUGAGUGAUAUUGAUGAGAAAAUGGGGAAAAAGCUCAAAUGGUUUGGCAAGAGUGAGACCAUACAGACAGAUUACAUCGUCUAUAUGGAUGAACUGGCCUCUUUCAUUGGGGCGAAGCCCAACAUCCCAUGGCUGUUUCUCACAGAUCCCAAACUGGCUGUGGAAGUUUUCUUUGGCCCUUGUAGUCCCUACCAGUUCCGGCUUGUGGGCCCAGGGAGGUGGGAAGGGGCCAGAAAUGCCAUCCUGACGCAGUGGGACCGGUCCCUGAAGCCCAUGAAAACACGAAAAGCUGGGAGAAUUCAGAAGCCUUGCUUAUUUGCCCGUUGGCUCAAGCUCCUUGCUAUUCCUAUUCUCAUCAUUGCUGUUUUCUUUGUGCUGAUUUCAUCAAUCAUUAUUUCCAGUAGAGUUUCUGAAAAUUACUGACAAUCCCCAGGCCAAACGUUCCUAUUUAAGAAUUAAGAUUUCCAUACUCCUGAUUUUGCUGUUCAGCAUAUGUUUACCAGUACUCUAUAGACAAUCAAUAAAACCAUGUUCUUUCAAGACUUUAAAACAAACCCUUUUAAGAAUAAUGUCACGAGCCAGUCACAUAACCUAGUGGUUGAGGGAGCCAGAUUUUACUGGGUCAACUGCAGUUCAAAUCCUGGCUCUGAUGGCUCAGAAAACUGGAAAAGAGGGAGAAUUGGAGAAAGGACCACCCCCUUCGGGGGUACUUUAUCCCUUUCUCUCUCCAGUACUCUGUAGCAAGCACACACACUCUCUCCUUCAGCAGAACGAUGGGAGGGGAAAGUAGUCACCCUGAAGGACUCGAGUCUCUUACAGUGUCCCAGAGACUGACUCCAAACUGUAUUCCAAGAAGUGAGUGUAUCCCCAGAUACCACCACCUAGUCAAACUCAAGCUCCUGUAGAUCAACUUCAAUAUGCAUCCCGUGCUCAUGGGUCAGUUCCUCGAUCAUUCUAUGAAAAGCGUAACCUCCUGCCCUGCUGUUUCUUCCUGGCAUUGUUGGUUUGGCAGUCAUCAGUGUCUUCUCACUAGCACGUAAGCUCUGUGACAGCAGAAAAGUGUGUCCAUGGCUGAAUCCACUGCCCGGAAAUAGCAGCCAGUGUAUAUCUUCUGUUCCUGUGGAAACAAGUUUAUUGCCCCCCUGGCGAAUGUUCUAGGCACACAGCAGUACGUGGGAGGGAAACUUGUGCUACACGUGGCUGCUUGGAAAGGCAGGUUGUUGGAUCGUUCGUUACAGAGAGGCCAACCGAUGAGGCCACAAACGGCAUUGCAAAGACCAUGUGUCAUACUCAUAGAGUCUCAGGAGAAGGGCUCACCCUGACCACAGAAAGUCACCCAGAGAAGCACCAGGUCAUGAGGAGGGAGCAAGCGGAAGGCAAGCAAACAGGCUCACUGGCACUUUUUCCUAAAAUCUUUUAUUUCCUUGUUUAUUGUCUGCCUUCCCCUUUCUCACCUCCACCUGAAUGUAAACACAAAUCCCACCUGGCUUACUUUCCACCAAAUCUUCAGUACCUUUACUGUGUCUUAUAUGUAAUAGAUAUGAUAACUAUGUAUUAGAUUAAUAAAUAUAUUUGCAUAUGUAUCUCUGUCAUAUGUACAUUGUCAUGUAAAUUGUUACACAUUCUUAAUCCAUAUUCACAUAAAUAAAAUUAUUUAACAUAA